AUGAUUCCGUGUAAAACGCCUUUUGUCGACAUUUUGGGGAUUAGAAUAAAGCCAUGCGAAAUAGUGUUUCGUGAUAUUCAAGACGAUUCACAAUAUACAAGUUCACUGACAGUUCAAAACGUUUGUUCUUCAAAGAAGACUGUUCGCUUUUACCCACCAUCAACUGAAACAAUCGAAAUAACAGAUAGUCAAACGGAUAUAAUAUUAGCGCCUGGGAUUUGUCAUAACUGUACUGUAUUUUUAAAGGUCUCAGAAGCAAAGGAAUCCACUGAAUCCAUAGUUUUAACCAUCGAUGGCAAUCCGCAUAAAGUCCCUAUUCACAUAUUUACUCCCAUCCCUGUGUGGAAUAUCCCACGUUCUCUGAAUCUCGGAGUACUGGUUCAGGAAAACAGAGUGAUAACGAAAACACUUUUUAUUGAAAACAAGGGUUCCAAACAUGGGAAAUUUAGAAUACUUAGCAUAUCCAGUUCAUCUAUCGAUAUAGUACCCCGAUCUGGGAUGGUUGAACCAAAUUCUCAUGUUAAUCUAAAAGUAACAUUUAUCCCUAGGGAUACUCGUGACUUUGUUGAAGUUGUCAGGAUUCAAAUGGACGGAAGUGAGGUUUUAUCUAUCGAGGUCGUUGGUAAAGUGAUAAAACCGGAAUUUAAAGUGACAAAUUGUAAAACCACUGAAGGCGAUAAAAGUGGAGCUUCGAUAAACCACUGGAAUUACGGUUACCUUUAUUACAACAGCAAUGUUUAUUGCAGAUGGAAUCUGACAAACUAUUCGCCAAAAAACACAUCAUUUUUUGCUAGCUUUUGCAAUAAAAAUGAUUCUAAGUUGAAAAGCAGCGACAAUGUAUCAAAAAGUGCAAGAAGUGGCUCACCAGUCCGAAUAAGUGAAUAUUUUAGCAUAAAUCCUGAUCACGGAGAACUGAAACCAUUUGAAAAGCUACCAGUUUCUAUACGUCUUGCUCCCAGAUGGAAGAAAUCAAAACAAGGAUUUAUUAGCUUGAAUGAAUCCCCACCAAUUAAACCAUUUUCUGUAUAUCUACGUAUACGCAAAGUAGAUUUGGGGGCUGGAGAUUGCUCUAAUAAAGAGGAAUCUCAGAGCUCUGCACGAUCAUCAUUUACUCUGGAUGAAAAAAAUGAUAACUUAGAGAUCAUUCUAACGGGAUGCUUAAUACCAGUUCAGUUAUUAAUUUCACCAAAUAAUCAACCGCUUGAUGCAGAAAAUCAAGAGGAUACUAAACUGAAUGAGAAAGCCAAUAAUGAAGGGAUUAAAAUUAGACAAAUGUAUGAAAAUCAGUUAAGCAUACACUUUCCUGCUUGUUUAACUGGUCUUAAACGAUGUGCUUAUUUAAAGUUAUCAAACCAAAGUAAACAUCUACCAGUACAUUUUCAAAUACCUCGGAUUGCUCAUUUCACUGUGAAACCGGACAAAGGAGUAAUUUCUCCACUGAAUAGCUGCUCAAUUACUGUAUGCUUCAGUCCAAAACAAUUUGGCGAAUUUCAUACAGUUCAACAUAUUCUAAUUCUUAGCAAGUCAAAUGAUGAGAAUCCAACUGUUAUUUAUCAGAGCAAGUUAAUUUUUCAUGGAUAUUCACCAACUAUAACAAUACCACAAGAAGUAAAAUUCAAUCCAGGUAUCGUUCCUACAUGGGGUCAUGAAGUUGGCAGGAACACAGAUCGUGUCACAUUUGGAUCGAAUUAUGAAUGCCCACGGGCGGCAAUUAUCAGUCUCAUGAGUAUGAAAAGUUUGAAAGGCUUACAAUCUCAUGUGUCCAGAUUUGAGACACUAGCUAAAUUAUCAACAAAAAUUGCUUUUCCAAAUGACAGAUACGCCAGUGUUAGACCAACUAACAAGCAAGAUGAAUUCAAAACUUUGUUUUGCCGUUUGGCAAGAUAUACAUAUACAGAUCCAGAUUAUGAAUGGAACGAAGAAGAAAUGCAGAACAUAUCGAAAAGACAGUUAACUUAUUCUGAAGUUUAUCGAGAUCAUGCUCAACUGAUAAAACGCAUUCAAGACGAUCGAAAGUUAAUGAGAUGGAAUGAACCACCUAAUGAUGGUGUUGUUUUAAUGGAGUUAGAUAAAUUAUCACCAAGACUGGGAAUAGAAGAUUUUGAAGAAUUUAAACAAGCAAUUUAUAAAGGAGGCAAACUACAGCCAAUAAGUGACAGGAAAAUUACCGAAAGCACAAAAAAGGACACUAAGAAAAAGAAGAAGGCAGUAAAAGUGUUACCUCUUAAACCGGUAGCGAAAAGCACAGCCAAUGAAGAGUGCAACUGGACGUUAACAGUUAAGGAUAUUGAUGAGAUAUCUAUACAUCCAACAAAAGUCGAGUUUGAGCAUAUUUGUCCAGAUACAGAAUCAACGAAAUUUAUCACAAUUACUAAUCCAUUGAAUCAGUGUAUUUCAUUUAGACUAGACACUAAUCAAGAUGAAUUCAAACCAACCACUAUAAGAUAUUACGUAAUACAACCAAGAUCAAAACUUGAUGUACCAAUUAAAAUAAAGAUAUCAAAAUUAUGCAGUUUUCAAUGCAACUUGAAUUUCUCAGUGAAUGAUCAGUAUAAAAGUAAUUUAGUUGUAUGCGCAACAGUUGUACCGGUUGAAUUAACUCUAGCUCCAUCUUCAGUUGAACUAACAUCAGCUAAUUCGUCAUGUGGUCUUAUAAGAAUAAGUGGAAUGCGUGGAUAUGUUACACUAUUCAAUCCAUUGCAUGCUGCAGCGAAAUUCCACUGGCAGUCAGCCGGUACUCAAAAUCCAUUUACAAUACGUCCGAAAUCAGGCAUAGUGGAACCAUUUUCUUCCUUGAAUUGUGAAAUAGUUUUCUAUCCAUGCCAGAGAAAUACUUCAAUGGAAGGUAGAUUUCAGUUAAAAAUGCCAGGAGUUGAUGAGAAAGAAAUGAGCACACCUUCUACUACAACCGAAGGUUAUAAAGCAAUUGAAUUAUUAUGCACAGCAAAAUUGUUACCCAGUAAAUUAUCAUUCUCUACACGCCGAUUAACACUUGGAUCAAUAGCACACGGCUUACCAUGUACACGUCAAAUUACUGUAUUUAACUUAGGACAAAAUUCGAUUCUUUUCACUAUUAACAAAGACUUUAAAAACAUAGUCAACCUUAACGGUGGUAUGUCAUCGUAUAUGCACAGGUUGUCAGGAGCUCUACCUGCCAAAGUUGAAAUGGAAGUUAGUCCAACAGAAGGCGAAAUUCCUGUUGGUGGUGAAAUUACUUUAAAGGUCACGUGUUUACCGAUUGGUUUAGGCAAAUUCGAAUCCACCAUGAUACUUAGUACAUAUGAUGGUCAAAAUAUUGAUUUGUCCGUGUGUGGUUCAGUUCUUAAGCCACAGAUUGAACUUGUUUCAAACACAUUUGAGUUCGGCGGAGGAUAUUAA
Messenger RNA from Trichobilharzia szidati, 3378 nucleotides. NCBI's taxonomy places the organism in Eukaryota, Metazoa, Platyhelminthes, Trematoda, Strigeidida, Schistosomatidae. The record is from the annotation of a GenBank genome assembly.